AUGUCCCACGUCCCACCAACCGAGUCCAAUCUCAAUCCAGAAGAACCGAAAGCACCAGCCCCUGCACCUCAGUUCCAGCAAUUCCAAUCUCAAUCCAAAUUACUACCAAUUCCAAUACAAAUCGAAGAAGGUCUGAACCGCUUACGCAAAGAGUAUGCUACAGCUCCAACCCUUGGUUGUUCCAACAAUUCCAAUUCCAAUACAAAUCGAAGAGAGACCAAGAGUUCGAAGAAGGUCUGA
Trichomonas vaginalis G3 is the source of this 240-nucleotide messenger RNA. RefSeq lists its product as uncharacterized. Bases 1 to 240 code for a protein of 79 amino acids. The transcript has a single exon. Lineage: Eukaryota; Parabasalia; Trichomonadida; Trichomonadidae. The record is from RefSeq and is a predicted model, not a curated record.